GCUGCCCGGGGAAGCUGUGGGUGCCCGAUCCGGGCACUGGUCAAGGCCAGGCUGGAAGGGGCUGGGAGCAACAGGGAGUGGAACGAGGUGGUAUUCAAUGCCCCUCGCAACAAAAAACCAUGGUGAGACUGCUUCUGUCAUUCCGGGACUCCGUCAUGCGGAGACUCGGGAUCCCGGGAUCCCGCCCCGCUGCGCUCCGCCCCGUGACGCCGCUCCGCGUCCGCGCCCCCAGCUCCAGCCGCCCAUAAAGUGGGCGGCGGCGGCGGGCGGCUCCUCAUGGAGCGCUGCGCGCCGCCGGCACCUGUUGCGCUACGGCGACUCCUUGCCCCGUUCGUUCUCUCCGUGUCUCUUGUCGCCCCCCGCCCCGGGACGGACGAUGCGGGCCGUGGUGCUGAUGGCCGCGCUGGCCGUGCUGGCAGCGAACCGCGCGGCCGCCGGGUCCUCGCCCAACGCCACGGAGCCGCAGCGGCACGAGGAGCGGGAGCCCGGGAGCCGUGAGGGCGAGCCCGUGCCGAGCCCUGACUACGAGGAGGAUGAGGAGGAGUACGAGGAGGCGCCGCCCGUCCACCAGUACAUCGUGGACGACUUGAUCCGAGUUGAACCUGUGGUUAAACCCAAGCCAGCAAAGAGGGGGGGAGAGAAGAAUGCUGGCAAAUCAAGAAGGAAGAAAAACAAAGGGAAAAACAAGAAGAAAGGGACUCCCUGUGAAAUGGAAUACAAAAACUUUUGCAUCCAUGGAGAAUGCAUAUACCUCGAACACCUCCAGAUGGUGACCUGCAAGUGUCAUCAGGAUUUUUUUGGUGAGCGCUGUGGUGAACAGUUCAUGAAGACUCAAAGGAAGAAUGAUGUGGCAGACUACUCAAAGACUGUCUUGGUAGUGGUAGCUGUCCUGCUCUCGAGCGUCAGCUUCAUUACUGUACUUAUCAUUGUGAUAGUGCAGGUCAGGAAAAAGUGUCCUCAGUACGAAGAGAAAGAAGAAAGGAAAAAACUCCGACAAGAAAAUAGAAAUGGCCAUGUUGGUGUGUAAACAGGGAGAAGGCAGAGCAAUUCUGAAGUGGCCAUGGCCAAGCUGCAGGGGGUACCUCUGGCUACCUGACACAUCCACCUGGACACUGUGGGCUGCAGCUGUUGCCACUAAGCCCUGAUUCAUCAAGAGCGAGGCUGCUGCAAGGAGAUGUCAACAGGCCACUUGCUGCUGAAUCACUUGCUGAGGAGACCAGUUAUCACUGCAUCUUGGCACAACGAUGUGGAAGGAGCUGGCUCGUUGGGGGACAGGACCUCUUGUCAAGACCUGCUAGAGACUACUGCUACUGAGCCUUCUCUCUGUGCUAGAGCUCCAGUCUCGCUAUUGUGUGGAUGGACUUUGUUCUCUUAGCAAGUUUCCUUUGGCAGCUCUAACUCUAAGGGCGAGAGCCUGUUGCUGCUUUCAGCAAUGGAUGGAAGGGAGAAAAUUCCUUUCCUUCCCUCAACCAAAGUGAAAAAGGGAUGAGGUUGGGAUGGCUUCUCUCCCUAGACCUCAGUGGAUGAAAAACCUAAUUGUGUUGUCACUGUGCUCCCUAUCCAUAUUGGCUUCCAAGAGCUUCAUCUGUAGUUGUGACUUGCAGGGUGUUGGUGACAGAUGUUUGUCAGCCACACCUGGGUUCUGUUACUGUGUGUGUGGAAGGGACCCCUCAGAGUUCUGUAGGACUCGUGGUGUGAGUGGAACUGUUCAUUUGUGUGUGUGCUGGCCUGAGUUAAAAUCAGUCUCCUCAGGAUGCUGAGAUGGGAGAUGCAAGACGUGAAGCUUCUCCUAAAGGAGAAGAUCCAUUCUCAAACUGAUAACUGAUAAGGCUGGACCCAUCUCUUGUAAACACAAAACUACUUCUGUUAAACAGAUACUUGUUACUGCUUUAAGCAGUGCUUAAAUACAAAAGACUUCUCAUCAGAUCCCAUCACUUGGACUUGACUAAGAACCUGUUCCUUUGAAGAAUUUAAUUCAGGCACUGAUGCUUUGCAAGCAGUGGUCUCUCGUGCUCUACCUUCAGGUGUGACAAACUCAUCUUACCUCAGUCUUCUCUCACCUGGGUGUCCUUGGUUUCUUAACUGUCCAUGCAGUCUUGAGCACAGAGGAUUAUUUGAGUUCAGUUUCUUCUUGGAAGAGUGAUUGUGUUCUGUGUAAACAGACCACAAUUCUUCUGGUAGCAGAGAAACACCAUUAAUUGCCAAGUUGUAUCUUUUGUA
Messenger RNA from Ficedula albicollis (Collared flycatcher), 2220 nucleotides. RefSeq names its product amphiregulin (gene AREG). Gene Ontology annotation, biological process: positive regulation of mitotic nuclear division; epidermal growth factor receptor signaling pathway; positive regulation of cell population proliferation. Lineage: Eukaryota; Metazoa; Chordata; Aves; Passeriformes; Muscicapidae. The transcript is spliced from 6 exons. The record is from RefSeq and is a predicted model, not a curated record. The coding region runs from base 98 to 1027 and encodes 309 amino acids.